AUGUGCGAAAUAAAAGAAACAAAUGACAACAAAUGGUGGUGGAAUACGAGGAAUACAGCCCAUACAAAGAAAGAUAUUAGAACAUUAGACGCCUACAUUAUUGUGCCUGGACUGAAAACAACUCUGAGCUUUUUGCAAUUUUAUGGCGAUGUCAUGAAUGAAAGAAUUGUUUGUUUGGAUGAACUUAAAGAGAAAAAAUCAAAUUAUGUUAAUGAAGAUACAUCGUCAGAAAUCGACCACAAUGUUUCUCCAAAAGUCGAAAAAAAUCGUGAAAGUUUUGACAACGUGAGCGGGGACAAACAUGGCAAAAGUGAAAAUCUUGAAACUGAUGGUGAUUUAGUGAACUGUACAACGAAAAUUGUUAGUUCGAAAGAUAUAAAAAUGACACCAAGCGAUAAUUUUAGCAAUGUGAACAAAGAAAAUAUAAAGAAAACAAGACUGGGAAUUAACUCAGCAUCACACUUAACUGAGGGCGAUAUGUUAGAUUAUGUAACGAAACAUGCCAUUUCAAAAACUGCGAAAUUCACGCCGAGUGAUAACUUCCACCACCUGAGCCGGGACAGACACGCCAAAAUGGAAAGUCUGAAAAGAUCGAAAUUGACGAAAACCUCCAUACCGCUCAUAUCCGAAGAUGAAAGACUAGAUUACAAGAGAGAGAAAUUGUUUCAACAGAAGGAGAGGCAGAAGAUUUUCGAUGACAAACGCCACGCAGUUUAA
Messenger RNA from Helobdella robusta, 717 nucleotides. RefSeq lists its product as hypothetical. The transcript has 6 exons. Bases 1 to 717 code for a protein of 238 amino acids. The record is from RefSeq and is a predicted model, not a curated record. NCBI's taxonomy places the organism in Eukaryota, Metazoa, Annelida, Clitellata, Rhynchobdellida, Glossiphoniidae.